GUAAUGGGCAUGUUUCAGAUGUCUAUAACAGUACUGGAGGUGUCAACAGCUUGCCAGGAUGCUGACGUGAUGCUGACGCAGCUCUCCCACUUGGUCGACAAGGCUCGGCUGGUGCGGCAGGUGUCAUGGUGCGUGACGGUGGUGGUGGUGAGCGACGACCUCGCCUUCCUCGCCACCUUCGCCCAGUGGUCCCUCAAGGGCCGCCUCCUGGUGUGGUCGACGAGGCUCCUGGUCCUCACCCGCCUCCCCCUCCACCACCUGCAGGUCCUUGUGAGCUCUCAUUGGACCUUCUCCAUGAUGAAUACAAUGCUGAUGAUCAUAGAGGCUUCUCCCAGCAUUAUCAGCAUGAGGUGUUCCCUGUACGUAAGUCUGCCCUAUAGUCAACACGGAUCUGAGGUAGUGAGAAUCGCGUCGUGGACUAUGCGUCAUGGACUAAUAUUACAUUCAACAUUAAGGAUGUUUCCUGAAAAGUUUGAGAACUUCCACGGGACGAGGGUGAACGUGACCGCUCUGCCCUACACACCGCACUGGGAGGAGCAGAUGGUCGUGGCUCCUGACGGCUCCACCACCAAGCAGUACUCGGGCACAGACUAUCUCUUACUAGCAACCAUAGCGGAGGCGCUCAACUUCACCAUCAACGUUCUUCCCACUGAAAACUGGGACGAGGUGGCGGCGCGUGUGGAGGAGCGGGUGUCGUUCAUGGCAACAGUAUUCCACAACGUGUUACCGCAACGCCUCGAGCGAUACGACUUCUCCUACACGUACGAGUACGGGUCCCUUGACUUUAGCGCCGCCAAGCCGGUAUUGAGGCCGCGGUGGCAGAGUCUCUACUACCCUCUGUCUGACGGGGUCUGGCUCUCUGUCCUUGCUUCCGUUCUCUUUAUGCCGCUUGUAAUGUAUCUGAUCAUCCUCGUGGGAGCUCGUAUCACUAACGGCGAGAGCGUCAACGCUUCUGCUGUCCUCCAGAUGAUCAUAUCAACGUUACUCUCGCAGGACUUCAACAGGAAGCUAGCGAACACCAGCAGUCGACGUGUGUUACUGGUGACGUGGUUGGUGUCUGCCUUCAUCCUGGGCACCGUCUACAGGGGCAACCUCACCGCUGCUCUCACCCUGCCCAAAUACCCACCCAGGGUUGAAACUGUCGAGCAACUGGUUGCGACUUUUGACAAGAUUACCAUGCCACCGUUCGGAAAUGAGUUUAUUAAGUUCUUCAAACAAUCGGAUUCUAUUCUCUACAAGUCUCUGGCUGAUCAAAUGUCGAUCGUAUCCACUGUGAUAGUUGGAUUACAGCAAGCUAAGGACAGAAAUGUUGAUAAGAGAAGAUCUCCGUUUGAGGAUCCAUCAAUAAGAAAAGUCAACCGAGAGAUACUUGCAACGGCUGUCAGACACCUCCGGCGUUUGGAGUUAGCUUCCGUCUGCAGCAACUACAGAUGA
This is a messenger RNA of Procambarus clarkii (red swamp crayfish), 1434 nucleotides long. The record is from RefSeq and is a predicted model, not a curated record. Lineage: Eukaryota; Metazoa; Arthropoda; Malacostraca; Decapoda; Cambaridae.